Molecule: messenger RNA, 393 nt
Organism: Heterostelium album PN500
Lineage: Eukaryota; Evosea; Eumycetozoa; Acytosteliales; Acytosteliaceae
Exons: 2
Coding region: 1-393 (130 amino acids)
Source: RefSeq, a predicted model, not a curated record
AUGUCUCUUGUUGCUCUCGACCCAAACGAAAUCAUUGAUACCUUUGAAGUUGUUCAAGAAUCAAAUACUUUAAUGAAUUUCCUCAACUCUCAAGCUUAUCCAAAUCAAAUUGUUGUUGUAUACUUUGCUGAAUUUCCAUGUAAGGCUUGUGAUGACCAAAAGGCGUUUAUGAGAGCUCUUCCAAACAAAUACCCAGAUGUUGUUUUUUUCCAAGUCCCUAAGGGUUCACCAAUUACCAAGAAUAAUAUGUGGUGUAAUGAUGUUGCAGUAUACCCAACAACCAAAUUCUUCAAAAAUUUUGCAACAACUCAAAAUUGUACUGCUUAUUAUAUUGGAUAUGGUCCAGAACAAAUUGAAGGUUGGAUUCAAUCCCACCUAGAGCCACUCCAAUAA